Messenger RNA from Fopius arisanus, 1137 nucleotides. Its product is annotated as ubiquitin-conjugating enzyme E2 S. The record is from RefSeq and is a predicted model, not a curated record. Bases 196 to 825 code for a protein of 209 amino acids. Lineage: Eukaryota; Metazoa; Arthropoda; Insecta; Hymenoptera; Braconidae. The transcript has 4 exons.
AUCCCCUCCAGUAGGCGGAAACCAACGGAAUCCUUGGAUUGGCCAUCGGUUCAAAAUGUUGGUUAUUGCGGGCGAUGCCGUUUCACUGUUGUGACGUUAAAGAUUCUAAUCGCAUAACCAUUGCAACAAUAAAUACACCAACAACAAAUACCUGGACAUAACAAUUAUACUGGAGGUGGUGGUGAAUCGUUGAAGAUGAGUUCGAUAUCGAACGUUGAGAAUUUGUCACCUCAAAUAAUCCGGAGGGUUGUCAAAGAGAUGUCAGAACUCGUCCAGAGUCCUCCGGAGGGCAUCAGGGUUAUUGUUAAUGAGGACGACGUCACGGAUAUUCAGGCGGUCAUCGAGGGUCCUGCUGAGACCCCUUAUGCCAAUGGACGGUUCAGGGUGAAAUUGGCACUGGGUAAGGAUUUUCCUCAGGGACCUCCGAAGGCUUUCUUCAUCACCAAGAUAUUCCAUCCGAAUGUCGCCAAAAAUGGGGAGAUCUGUGUCAAUACCUUGAAGAAGGACUGGAAGUCUGAUCUGGGGAUUAAGCACAUCCUUCUCACUGUCAAGUGCCUACUUAUUGUACCUAAUGCCGAGUCUGCCUUGAAUGAAGAGGCUGGCAAGAUGCUCCUGGAGAAGUAUGAGGAGUACUCUGAGAGGGCCAAGAUGAUGACAGAAAUUCAUGCACAGGGUGGAGGAAAAGGCAGCAAAGCAGGACUCGAGACAUGCACAUCAUCCGAAGUGGGUGGUCCCCCAUCAAAAAAGCAUGCAGGUGACAAAAAACUCACAGCUGAGAAGAAAAAAUUUCUCAAGGACAAGAAAAGAACUCUCAAACGAUUAUAAAUUGAUAAAAUCCUCCCCUCGCAAUCCCUUAGUUGAAGUGAAUAUAAUUUUUGGUCAUCCGUUUGAUAGUACCCCAUGAUCCUUAUGUAGAAAAAUUAAUCAAAGAGGUAUUGCCUGAUGUUGACUGAUCGUAUUGUUAAGUAAUUAAUCCGUUCCUUAGUUCAAUCUGAAUUCACAACUCAGUCUCCAUUAAAUCGAGAGUAAUCAUCACUAUCUUCCCCACUUGUUUUGUCUCAUCCUAAUGAAUAUUUUUACAAUAAUAAUGUACAAAAUAAUGUUAAAUUAAAUGAUCGCCUAGAUGAAUAAAUAAAA